GGAGUGGCCUCAGCUGGCCACGGUCUCCCCAGCAGUAGGAGUGGCCUCAGAGCCCCGGUCUCCCUGUGUGGCUUGUCGGUUUGGGAGGAACAGUUCCUCUCGCUCCUCUCAUUCCUCUCAGCCUCAAAGAGCCAAGGGCGGAGAAGAGGGAUGGCGGAAAACGGCUCCGAAACAAGUGGCCCCGUUCAUCGGAGGUGUUUGGCUCAUCCUGCCGGGGAGAAUAAUCACACAUCCCGCGUCGGUUCAUCCAAGUGGAUCCGUCUGAACGUCGGGGGAACGUGUUUUCUGACCACCAGACAGACGCUGUGCCGCGACCCCAAGUCGUUCCUGUACCGCCUGAGCCAGGCGGACCCCGAGCUCGACUCCGAUAAGGAUGACACCGGGGCGUACCUCAUCGACCGAGACCCCACGUACUUUGGCCCGGUGCUCAACUACCUGAGGCACGGAAAACUGGUGCUCAACAGAGACCUGGCAGAGGAAGGCGUGCUGGAGGAGGCGGAGUUCUACAACAUCCCGUCGCUCAUCAAGCUGCUGAAGGACUCCAUCCGGGAGCGGGACUGCAGGACCUCCCAGGCCCCGGUGAAGCACGUGUACCGAGUGCUGCAGUGCCAGGAGGAGGAGCUCACCCAGAUGGUGUCCACCAUGUCCGACGGCUGGAAGUUUGAGCAGCUUGUCAGUAUAGGCUACGGGCCCGCCCACCAGUCAGAGUUUCUGCUGAUUGUGUCGCGGGAGGUGAGGGGAGAGGCGCCCGCUCUGCCAGUCGCCAGCGGACAGCUGGUCAGCAUCGGCUCGUCCUAUAACUACGGCAACGAGGACCAGGCGGAGUUCCUGUGUGUCGUCUCCAAGGAGCUCCACAACCAGUCCUACGGGCCCAACAGCGAGCCCAGCGAGAAGGCCAAGAUCCUUCAGGAGCGAGGCUCCCGCAUGUGAGUCAGUGUUAGGAGGAGCCGGCGUCCCAGGCAGCGCUCCUCCAGGGGCCCGGGGGGCCCCGCCGCUCAACGGGGGGGGGGGCCCGGGGGGCCCCCGCCGCUCAACGGGGGGGGGGGGGGG
This is a messenger RNA of Gadus morhua (Atlantic cod), 1050 nucleotides long. RefSeq names its product potassium channel tetramerization domain containing 5b (gene kctd5b). Gene Ontology annotation, biological process: protein homooligomerization; proteasome-mediated ubiquitin-dependent protein catabolic process. The record is from RefSeq and is a predicted model, not a curated record. Bases 151 to 930 code for a protein of 259 amino acids. The transcript has 7 exons. Gene Ontology annotation, molecular function: cullin family protein binding. NCBI's taxonomy places the organism in Eukaryota, Metazoa, Chordata, Actinopteri, Gadiformes, Gadidae. Gene Ontology annotation, cellular component: Cul3-RING ubiquitin ligase complex; cytoplasm.